Molecule: messenger RNA, 7356 nt
Organism: Topomyia yanbarensis
Lineage: Eukaryota; Metazoa; Arthropoda; Insecta; Diptera; Culicidae
Gene: siz
Product: IQ motif and SEC7 domain-containing protein 1
Exons: 6
Coding region: 2523-5951 (1142 amino acids)
Biological process (GO): regulation of ARF protein signal transduction; actin cytoskeleton organization
Molecular function (GO): protein binding; guanyl-nucleotide exchange factor activity
Source: RefSeq, a predicted model, not a curated record
GUCUGUCACAACGGUUUCGCGCAUCGCAUCGAUGGGAACGAGCGGUCUGCAGCUCUAGCUCGGCCAGUGCUGUUUUGCUUUUCGCGCGCGCACUUGUUAUAUACACCGUAUCUAGUGCACCCGCACCUGAUAUCAGUCACGGCUCGUUGAAUCACCGGCGCACGGUAAACCACGGCUACUUCCGCUGUUCCGCGCGUAUCAUCGCCCAAAAGCGUCGUCGUCGUUGUCCGUCUUUACGCUCGAAAACAAGGGAAUGUAAUAAUUGCUACGAUUGAAUUACAAUUUCUAAAAAGUGUUAAAGCUGAAGUAGUUAGCAAAAGGGAAACAAACUCGUUCAAAACAGUUGAAUCAAUCCAUGGUAUUCAGUACGUGAGGUGAACAAAACCCGGCUCAGGCUUUUCGGGGUUCGAAUCAAUUUGAGAAUCCGAAAAUUUACGUCUUCCUGAACACCUGCGGAUGUAGCUUACCUUUUUUAUAGUGACUCAAGUCCUGCAAGAUCCGGAGAAGAAUAGUGACCAAAUUGCGAACAAAAGAAUAUAAGGACAAAAGGGGAAUGCAGGACCGGAAGCAUUUCUUCCUUUUCUGGAACGGAACUAAUUGUAUUGUAAUUGGUAGGUCGGCUCUGCAUCGGAAGUUGUGCUGAACAAAAAGAAACCAACGGACAAGUGAUUCGGCUGGAGCUGGACCAGAAAAAAAUCCCACGGAUAAAAGCACCUUUCCUGAACUGUUGGUACAGAAGUGUAAAAUAAACGCAAAGCGGAGAUGAGUAGACAUGUGAUGAAAUCUUCGACGAACAAGCCGAGGGGCGCAUGUGAAUAAACAAAUGAAGAUUGAGAAGUGUUGUGUGUGAUGUAAACAAAGGAGGCUACGCGUAGAGUAGUAGCGAGGGAAAACGAAGAAAAUUGGAGCAAUGUUUAAAAGAUCAUUAGUUUUCUGAGAGCAUAAGAACACUCGGUUUCUUAACACCCCUCAUCGCGCACACCAUAAACCCGAACACGAUGAUAUAUAGUUACCGAGUGGUGAACAUGGUUAUACAAAAAAAAAACAACAACCCAACAUCAUGAACCGCACGGAUGUUUUAAUUAAAUUUUGAUGAUAUGAGAUCUUUUCUUAUGCCUCGUCCGCUUGGCCCUUCAGAAGCUGGCGGACUUAAUCGAAACUGACAUAAUUAGUUGCAAUUAAUACCGCGAGCGCGAAAAACUGACUUGCGGCUUCGCUUUGGCACGCUAUUGGCAAAGGGAUCGUGGCACGUUCGUUAUAGCGCCGUCGUACGCUCCAAUUGAACUCGUUUUGAAAAAGGAUUGAGGGGAUUUUUUCGAUGGGGAAGAUGAUUGCAUUCUCAAAAAGGAAGGCACAACGCUGGCGCUUCUGUUUACUAUGUUGGUUGCUCGUGCCAGGCGUCUUCUGGCGGUAAAUGCCAUGGUCAAAUAUUUGGUGAAGGGUAGUUUAUCUAUCUAACGCGCGAUUUUUUUUAUCUUAUCUUUGCAAGUUGCCGAUUAUAUUUAUGUAUCGAUUGAAGGCACUUACCAAUUCUGAAAUAUAUUUAUUCAUAUACAAACCGCUGUGGAACACGCGUAGACAGGUGAUAAUGAAAGCUUUGAGUGCUAAUCUAUUUGCUGCUAAUGCGAAUUAAAUGCAGAUCGAUUUCCACCUGUUUGCCUUUCAAUGCUCAAUUACUAUUAUGCAUACAUUUUAGUCAUGCAAGCUGUUUCCAUCUAUUAUGAAAACUUAUGUCAUCGUUCCGAACCUAUUUCUGCAAAUUUCUGUACUGCUUAUCAUUUAUUGAUAACAACCUCAUGCAAGAUACUGCAAAUUGCUACGGCUUUCACACCAUUCCACAAAUCAGUUACAUUCAACCUGUUGUGUCGGUCACGUUCGAUUCGAGGUGCUGUUUUCGGUUCUGCCUAACACCGUACCCAAUUCACGCACCUCAUAUGUGACUGAACGAAAAAGUUCAGGAUUAGGUACUCCUAUCAAAGUAAAGCAAUUCCGGAGCGUUCACUUUUCAAACAGCAGCUCCCUGCAUCGAAUCGCUCGCAAGCUGUCAUCGAGAACGGUUGUGUAUAUCCGCAUCAGGUUUCCAUACUCGGUAGCAAUAAACCCAAAAAUAUGCUCUCAAAAAUUCCUCCAUAGGAAUCAAUUCCCCUCCGAUUGCGCAGUUGGAGAAGUCAAACGUAAUAGACCAUCAAACAAACCCUCGAAAUAAACUAUAUCAUUCUGGCUGGUAUCAAGUGGAACAACGCCUCUCCCAGUGCUUGUGUUGACAAAAUUCAAAUUAAAGUGUGUUCAGUCAUCGUCGGAAGUGGCAGCAGACGCGGCGGAUAAAAACCAUAGUGCCUUCGUUGCCGUUGCCAUCGCCACCACCGCCGUCGUCGUCGCCUUCUGUGUACUGUAGUGUAGAACAAUGUUGUUUGACAAGCUACGGGCAACAACGACCACCGGCCAUUACUAUUCAGCAACCGUGCCGUCAGUGGCGAAACGAAAGUGUGAACUGCGAACAAAACCAUCAGCGUCAUCCGAAAAUGUACAAUAGCAGCAACCAUACCGGGGAAACCGUUAGUGAUGGACACCGAAACGACGAGGCCACCACGAGCGAUACGGAUGGUGCCAAUAAUCGACCGGAGUUCCAGUGUGAUUGUGUCUGCUCGUGCUGUUGUCAGUGCUAUCCGACCGAAAAUGGAACCCCGAAGGAGGUCACUGUCGCUGAUCAGAGUGCAUUUAUUAGCAGCAACAAUGAUGUGUUCAAUACUCGUCGCCUCCCUCUAUCGCAGGAUCCGAUUGUUCGACGUCUGCGACGAAAACGGCGCGGUAAAUCGGGCAACAUCGAGCAGUUGCUUGCGGCCAGAACUGAUAACUCCAGUCUAAUAAUUGACUCGCAAAAUCGUCGAAACUCAGCCUACUGUGUGUGCCGACUAGAGAUUAAAAUCGUAUGGUAUGAGCUGUCGCAGGAUCUGUUGGACAAGCAGAUCGAACUGUUGGAGCGCAAGUACGGUGGCGUCAAAGCCCGCAACGCGGCUCUCACAAUCCAGCGUGCCUUCCGGCACUACACCAUGGUAAAGAAGUUUGCCUCCAUUACAGCGAUGGCCAAGGCAGAGAAGCGCAUGAGCCGGCGGGUUCAGCACCAGCAACAACAGCAACAGCAGCAGCAACAGGCAGAGCUGGAAAUGAUGCAGCAACAGCAACUGCAGGGCCAUCUACCGGAGGGUGCGGAAAUGUACGACGAUGGUAGCCUCGGCGGACAGCGGGUUUGUGCCACAAUCUCCGCGACCCCACCGGGAACGCUACACCACCGAGUGACCCCGGUACGCAGUAUGUCACUCCGGGAACGCCGCCUCGACUCCAGCCCGAUCCCGCGUAGCCAAUCCGGAACCGCCUCGCCUGCCCCUCCCUCCAACAACUCCUGGUCCCAGGGUCAGAUGGUUACAACGGUUUCGGCCGGUAACCAACAGCAGCAGUACUCCCACCCACAUGUAAAUAUUUUGCACCAGCAGCAACAAAACUAUUACAACAGCACAGUGUCCCCGUCGCCCCACCAACAGGUGUACCAAAGCCAGUACGGAUCGCAAGAUUUGAACAUUAGCGGCGGAAGUUCCGUACUAGAUUCGACCAUAUCGUCGAUGAACCUUUCCUGGAACUCUGGUUCCGGAACGGCGAUCGUUGCGACCGCUGGCAGUGUACACCAUAGCCCGUACACACCCCACUACACAGCCGCUCAGAUCUACAUGCGUCCACGGGGCGUUGGUAUCGGAAGCUCCGGUGGUAGCUCGGGAUCGGCGGCCAGUAGUUGCAGUGCCAGUCGUAAAGUGCCACCCGAAGUACCAAAGAGAACGUCGAGUAUCACAUCCGCACAGCACACUCCCAACCGGUCAUUGAGGCCUAACGGACUUUGUAAGACGGCCGAGAACGGAUCGCUUAGCUCGGUCCAGUCAUCGGGCAGUGACUCGUCGGCAUCGGCUGAGCGAAUACAGGGCGUCGGCGAACUGGGAUCUGAUCGAUCCAGCUCACCACAGUGGAAACGGAAAGGCCCUGGUAGCAGCAGUGGAAGCGCAAGCGGAAUUCAAAUGACGGCCCAGAGUCCCGAUCACAUGAUAGGUGCUACCGGUGGUGUGGGUGUUGGUCCAGCUGGAAACGUCAAUGUAACGAUUAGCAGCAUGGAAAAUGAGUGUUUGAGUUCGCACACCAGCGCUGCACAGUACUCGAUGGAGCAGCACGAUCAGAUCGUUCACACACCCACCAGCUACAAGGUGUCGGAGACCAUCCGGAAGCGACAGUACCGGGUGGGAUUGAAUCUGUUCAACAAGAAGCCGGAGAAGGGUAUUACCUAUCUCAUUCGCAAAGGCUUCCUCGAAAACACCCCACAGGGUGUCGCACGUUUCCUUAUUUCGCGCAAGGGUCUUUCGCGACAAAUGAUUGGCGAAUAUCUCGGCAAUCUGCAGAACCAAUUCAACAUGGCUGUACUGGACUGCUUCGCUGGCGAGCUGGAUCUCUCCGGAAUGCAGGUGGAUGUUGCACUGCGCAAAUUCCAAGGCUACUUCCGAAUGCCGGGCGAAGCGCAGAAAAUCGAACGACUGAUGGAGGUGUUCUCCGCUCGCUACUGCCAGUGCAAUACUGAUAUUGUGGCCCGGCUACGUUCGCAUGAUACCGUGUUCGUGUUGGCAUUCGCCAUCAUCAUGCUCAACACGGAUCUGCACACACCGAACCUGAAGCCAGAACGACGAAUGCGAUGUGAUGAUUUUAUCAAGAACCUGCGAGGAAUUGAUGACUGCCACGACAUCGAUCGGGACAUGCUGACGGGAAUCUACGAGCGGGUGAAGGCGAACGAGUUCAAACCUGGCUCGGAUCACGUGACGCAGGUCAUGAAGGUACAGGCUACCAUCGUGGGCAAGAAACCAAAUCUGGCCUUGCCCCAUCGACGGCUAGUGUGCUAUUGUCGACUCUAUGAGAUACCGGACAUCAACAAGAAGGAACGACCUGGCGUACAUCAACGCGAAGUGUUCCUUUUCAACGAUUUGCUCGUGAUUACUAAGAUAUUCAGCAAGAAGAAGAGCUCGGUUACGUAUACGUUCCGGAAUAGUUUCCCACUGUGCGGCAUGGUCGUCACGCUGCUGGAUGUGCCAAACUACCCGUACUGCAUCCGGUUGUCGCAGAAGGUUGACGGCAAAGUGCUGGUCACGUUCAACGCCCGCAACGAGCACGACCGGUGCAAGUUUGCGGAGGAUCUGCGCGAAUCGAUCAGUGAGAUGGAUGAAAUGGAAACGCUCCGUAUCGAGGCGGAACUCGAAAGGCAAAAAUCUGCCCGCGGCCAACGAAGCGGCAACAGUGAGAAUCGGGACAGUGGCGUGGCGGACGUGGAGGUUUGCGCCGGUCAGUACCAUAAUCAUCAUCUGCAUCAGGGUAACGGUGGUCCAAACGGGGCCGGAGUCGGAGGCGGCGGUGUCUCACCUAGCGAAUGCGGAAUUGCACACACACAUAGCGAAGCACAGUUGAAGCGAAGCGCUCUUAGCAAUUCACUUUUAGAUAUGCACGAACAAUUUGGCAAUGAGAAGCCCCAGCGACGCGGUAGUGUUGGCUCGUUAGAUAGUGGAAUGUCAAUCUCAUUUCAAUCCACCUCCGCAAGCACUGGUUCACGUAGCGACAUCAAGGUUCGUAUGCUGCCCCAUAGCAACACAUCCGGUCAGAUCAUAAUGCAUGCCGGUCAGCAUCCCACCGCCCUGAUGGGUGCCAUCUACCAUCAGCAAAUUUUGCAACAACCACAACCACCAUCGGUUGUGCAGUCGCCACAAAUCGCAGCAGUUCCGGCAAACCAGUUGACGCCAGCACCGCCACAGCAAACACGGCGGGAGCGUAAACUGUCCCGGUCAGAAGACGGGGCGACACUGGUAGCUGCUAGUGCAGGUGCCGCUACCGGAGCUCCCACCGGUACCAACUUCGGACGCUCAACGGAAGUCUAAAGGCAACCGGAAGGUCCGAUGCGAUCAAAUUGUAAAUACAUGUACUGCAACCAGCAAACAUUAGCAGAGACACAAACCAAAUCAUUUGCUCUAGUGUAUGUGUUUUUUUCCCUUUGAAGGAUUGAUUGUAUAACCAAACGCAUAAAUUAGUACUAUCCGCUAAAAGAAGAAGAAAAAUACAUGCAAAUUUAGGUUCCCGUUCAUAAUUAUUGUACCCCAACAAAUAAACGAUAAAAUAGACUCGUUAGAAGUUUAAAUUCAGGACACAAAACAAGUGAUUGAUGAUUAAACAAUGAUAAUUACACAAUUCGCAAUAGCAAUAAGCUGUUUGUCCCAAUACAGCCCAAACUCCCCUAUUUCCUACUUCUUAACUAGUUGAGUAGGGAUACUGUGUAAAUAGUUAGGUUUCGUUUCCCUGAAAACCGCGUCUCCGUUCUGUCCCAUUCUAUCCUUAACAAUUCCUAAAAUUGUAGCUAAUGUAAUUUGCAUUAUCGAUAAGUGAAAAAAGAAAUAAUUACAAAUUAAUGUAUAAUGAGUACAUAAUUACAAUAAAAGAAGAACCGAUGGAGAGAAAAACCAUAAACAAUAACGUCUUUGAUUGAGUGAAGUUAAAAUUUGUGGUGGGAAUAAGCCAUGCGCCAAUCGCUGAUUUAUUUUUGUAUCAUAUUAACCGUAAAAUUUACCGAUUCUACAUAACUAUAUCGCCGCGUGAAGCAGCCAAGGAUUUUUUGCGAGAAAGGAAAAUGUGUAAUUAUCUUUUGUGUAUUUUUUGGGGAUUUAAAGUUUCAUUUGUGCUACAAACAAGCAAACUGUGAAAAAUCAUGGAUUUGAAAAGACCUCUAGACGAUACUGACGCGGGAAACAAAAUAGCGGAUUGGUUAGCACUAAACAUUAACUGUAGGCUAGGAUUAAUGUGGCAUCUACAAAAAAAAAUUGCGAAAGCUCGAGUAAGUAAGCGGAAGGAAACAGAAAAAUAAUCUAGUCCAGUUCGAUAAACGUAGUAAUUUGACUUAUUCAAACAAAAAAAAAUCAUGAAAGCAAAAUAAUAUAUUCGUAAACCAUAAGAAAGACGACAGCAACAAAACACGAAUACACACUCACAAAUAAACGAAUGAACACUCGCCGCAACCCAAUAGGGGGGCGGAAGCAAAUUUACCACUACAAGCAGCAACAUUCUAAUAGUAUAAAGAAUUCUCAUCCGAUGGUUAUACAAGCAGUUUAAAAAACCAAUAAUUACAGUUAGCAGCAGUAAAACAAAAUCUGUAAAUCCCGGUCCCUGGUUGUCCCCGUCCUUCCCGUUUACAAAUCUGUGGAUAGUUAUAAUCGAACCUGUGGAAUAUGCAAACAAACCAUAUUUCCGUAAACCAAUUUAACAGAACAAUAAAUAAUCGAAAAAUGCAAUGUA